Molecule: messenger RNA, 1208 nt
Organism: Lepisosteus oculatus (spotted gar)
Lineage: Eukaryota; Metazoa; Chordata; Actinopteri; Semionotiformes; Lepisosteidae
Source: RefSeq, a predicted model, not a curated record
GGGGAGAUGUGGUGGUGGUAAACAUUGUGUACUUUUAACCGUGUAUGAUUUUUUAAAUGUAUUCUAUAGUCUUAGAAUUUGCUUCGGCAAAUUAUGAUUAAUUUUAUUAAGACCUCAUUCUUGGAAAAUUCACAUUUCCGGAGGGUGAAGCAAUGCAGCGAAAGUUUAAAAACCCUCCCUUCAAUAAGGAGAAGCAUUCCUAACAGGCGACAGAAAUUCGACUCUGCACAACAUAAAAUACAAUAAAAACGCGAGAAAAAUGAACGGAAAAGUUUUAGUGGUGUUAAGCGUUCUUGCAUAUCGUGCAGUAUUUGGCAAUGCAUUGGAAUUGGCGAUUCGGUGCAAAUGCCCUAAUACAAUUUCGGACUUCAUCCCUAUCGGGAAAAUAGCCCAUGUCAAAAUUCACCCUGAAGGUCCGCAUUGUGGCGCCGUUGAAGUCAUUGCGCUUCUGCACACAGGUCACGAGGUCUGUUUAGACCCUGAAGCUAGGUGGGUGAAGAGAAUCAUUAAAAGGUAUCAGCAGAGUGAAACGGGGAACAACUGAGGACCACCUACUCUACAUGCAUUUUCAAGGCCAGGAAGAAAAGGUCCUGCAUAUAAGAGCAUAUACUGUAUUUUUAAUCCCGAGUUCUUAUCCAUUCCUGUUAAAAGCAGUGAACUGCUAAGGGCUGAGCUAAGGAAAUGUACUCUUUUAGUGGCUUCAGCUGCUGCUGUAAUGUGAGAUGAAGAGGACUUGUCAUAACGUGAUUAAUAAUUCUGAAAGUGUGGCAGUUAAUUUAUGGUGAUCUAGUUGCUCAGAAUUGGUCGAAUUAGUUGACUGUCAUAUUACAACGCUUUUCUGUAUGAUUAACCCAUCGUUGACUAACUUGUUUGUGUGUUUGUAAUGUACUAUAAACUGUAUAUCUGUUUUGCAUAGUGUACUGGCGUUUCAUGAGCUGUGGAGCCUUAAACGGGUAAUUCUGUACUUUCUAUUGCAGAGGAUAAGUGUUUUGCAUAAAAAUGUGACAAUUGUUACCUGUAACUCAAGGGUAUUUCUUAUUGUAUUGUUUCUAAAUGACUCACCAGCAGGAAAGAUUGUUGUGAUGGUACUUUCAUUGGGUAUUUUUAUGACUUUUUUGAGACAGCAUUAUUUUGCAGUGUUAUGUAAUGCGACCUGUAGCUUGUUUGUGAUCAAAUGACACGGAUGAAUAAAAAAAUGAUUUGACUAA